AUGGCCAAGCUAGUGGAGUGUGUCCCCAACUUCUCGGAGGGGAUUAACAAGGAGGUGAUCGAUGCGCUGGGGCAGGCCAUCUCCCGGACGCCAGGCUGUGUGUUGCUGGAUGUAGACGCCGGCGCCUCCACCAACCGUACCGUCUACACCUUCGUGGGGUCCCCGGAGGCCGUUGUCGAAGGGGCACUGAGCGCGGCCCGCGUGGCUGGGCAGCUCAUUGACAUGAGCCGGCACACGGGUGAACACCCUCGCAUGGGGGCCCUGGACGUCUGCCCUUUUGUACCGGUGAUGAACGUGAGCAUGGAGGAGUGCAUCACCUGCGCCAAUGUCUUCGGGCAGCGGUUGGCAGCGGAGCUGGGGGUCCCAGUUUACCUGUACGGAGAGGCAGCGCGGGAGGAGAGCAGGAAAGCCCUGCCUGCCAUCCGUGCCGGGGAGUACGAGGCGCUCCCUGAGAAGCUUGCAAAACCAGAGUGGGCUCCCGAUUUUGGGCCCCCAACCUUUGUUCCCCACUGGGGGGCCACCGUGACGGGCGCCCGGACCUUCCUUAUCGCAUACAACAUCAACCUGCUGUGCACCAAGGAGCUGGCUCACCGCAUCGCCCUCAACAUCCGCGAGCAGGGUCGCGGUGCCGACCAGCCCGGGCGCUUGAAGAAGGUGCAGGGCAUUGGCUGGUAUUUGGAGGAAGAGAAUAUAGCCCAAGUUUCGACGAAUCUGCUGGACUUUGAGACCACACCGCUCCACACCAUCUACGAGGAGGUCUGCCGAGACGCAGAGGCACUGAACCUGCCCGUGGUGGGGUCCCAGCUGGUGGGGCUUGUCCCCAAGAAGGCCAUGCUGGACACAGCCGAGUUUUAUAUCAAGAAGGAAAAACUCUUCAUCCUGGAGGAGGAACAGAAGAUCAGGCUGGUGGUCAGCCGGCUGGGCCUGGACUCCCUGUCUGCAUUUCACCCCCGGGAGCGCAUCAUUGAGUACCUGGUGCAGGCAGGAGAGGUGGAUGGGGGGCUGGUGGCCAAGCCGCUGGGUGCCUUCGUACGAGCAGUCGGUGGCAGGGCCGCAGGGCCGGGGGGUGCAGCUGCGGCUGCCAUGGGAGCGGCGCUGGGCUGCAUGGUGGGGCUGAUGAGCUAUGGGAAGCGGCAGUUUGAGGAGCUGGACCCCAUCAUGAGGAAGCUGAUCCCCCCCUUCCACCAGGCCAUGGACGAGCUGGGGGCAAUGGUGGACGCCGACUCCCGUGCCUUCAGCAGCUACAUGGAAGCUAUGAAGCUGCCAAAAAGCACCCCUGAGGAGCUAGAGAGUUUUCGUGUGGCUGCCAUGCAGCAGGGGCUGAAGACGGCCGUGAGGGUGCCCUGUGCCCUGGCAGAGAAGGUGAGCGGGCUCUGGCCUGCUCUGAAGGACCUGGCACGCCACUGCAACCUGGCCUGCAAAUCCGACAUCCAGGUGGGAGCCAAAAUGCUGGAAGCAGCUGUGUUUGGAGCUUACUUCAACGUCAUGAUCAACCUCAAAGACAUAACGGAUGAGAAGUUUAAGCUUGCGAUGUCACAGAAGGUCUCUGGACUGCUGGAGGAGGCGAAGCAAGGCUCGGCGCUCGUGCUGGCGCUGCUGGAGAAGCGGGUGGCCUGA
Balearica regulorum gibbericeps (East African grey crowned-crane) is the source of this 1617-nucleotide messenger RNA. NCBI's taxonomy places the organism in Eukaryota, Metazoa, Chordata, Aves, Gruiformes, Gruidae. The record is from RefSeq and is a predicted model, not a curated record.